Arachis duranensis is the source of this 549-nucleotide messenger RNA. RefSeq lists its product as uncharacterized. The transcript has a single exon. NCBI's taxonomy places the organism in Eukaryota, Viridiplantae, Streptophyta, Magnoliopsida, Fabales, Fabaceae. The record is from RefSeq and is a predicted model, not a curated record. Bases 1 to 549 code for a protein of 182 amino acids.
AUGGGUCAAAUAGCCACAAAAGUUGCUGAAAUUGAUCAGAGAUCCACUAAUUCCCUUUCUAAUAACACAAUUCCAAAUCCAAAGGAGAAGUGCAAGGCCAUUACCUUGAUAAGUGAACAAGUGGCAGGUGCAGAGUCACAAGUUACUAAGAAGCCAGGUGAAAAAGAAGCUCCAGAGGAGGUGCAGAGUAAAGAGGAGCACGCCCCUUCUAGACACCUGGACAACCCCUUUUUGGUUGAUGUUGAGAAGUAUCCAGCGUUGCCUAAGGCACCAGAGUACAAGCCAAAGAUGCCAUAUCCUCAGAGGCUUCAAAAGGAGACAAAGGACAUACAGUUUUUAAAGUUCUUAGAAGUCUUUAGAAAGUUACAAAUCAAUAUUCCUUUUGCUGAGGUUUUGGAGAAAAUGCCUCCCUAUGUUAAGUUUAUGAAGGAAUUACUUUCCAAGAAGAGAACUUUAAAGGGAGAUAAAACAGUGGUUCUGAUCGGGGAAUGUAGAGCAAUAAUUCAGAGCAAAUUACCAAGAAAGAUGCCAGAUCCAGAGAGCUUUUAG